Molecule: messenger RNA, 1042 nt
Organism: Gossypium arboreum
Lineage: Eukaryota; Viridiplantae; Streptophyta; Magnoliopsida; Malvales; Malvaceae
Exons: 3
Coding region: 1-978 (325 amino acids)
Molecular function (GO): DNA-binding transcription factor activity
Source: RefSeq, a predicted model, not a curated record
AUGGCUACUUCACUUACACUCUUGACUCCAAACACUGAUAACCCAACAACAAAACCCAUGGAAGAUGAAGCUAAACCUGCCAUGGAGUUUGUGAAGAGCAACAAAGGAAGGAAACCAAGUGGGAAAGGUCCAUACCAAAAGAAACAGCCUCAAAGAGGCAUGGGAGUGGCCCAACUUGAACGUUUGAGGAAAAUGAGUGAAACAAGGACCCCAACGACAAUAAACCAGUUCGGUUGUGAAGCUAUGGGAGCUAGUAAUGUGCCUGUGCUGCAUGGUGUAGCAAACUACGGUGUUCCCUCCAUGAUGAUCAAUGGUGGAAGUGGAGGGUUAUGGGGUUGGGGGGCUGACACAGAUGGUUUGAUGAUGCAAAGAGUUGUUGGUAAUGGAGGGUUCGGUGGGUUUAAUAGUCAGGUUUUGGUUGGAAAUCCUGGUAAUGUUCAGGUUAGUUGUGCUGCUGCUAGUGUUGUGGAGGCUUCUAAAGAGCUCUCUUCAAUGCCAAAGUUCCAGCAUUGCAAGCCUGAGCAUUGUGAUCUUUGCUUUAAGAAGAAGCGUUGCAAUAUGGAGAAUGGGAAGUUUAAUGGAGGUUUAUUCAACCAAUUUGGACAAACUUUUCCAAACAAAGGAACUGACUUUCACGGAUGGAACCUGGAAAACAAUCAAAACACAAAUGAAGAGAUGAUGAAGGGAUUCCGUGCUAGAGCUGCAAGGAGUGCUUAUGCAUAUGCAGCAGCAGGCCAAAUGAACAUCAAUGAGACAGUGGAUGUUGUGGCGAUUCACAGGAAAGGAAAUUCAUUUGGCACUGGGAGUUAUGUGAUGGAGUAUGAAUUUUUCCCAGGGAAAAAUGGCAGAAACACAGCUUCCAAGGAAUGGGAAUUUCCUGAAGAAGCUUCUUCAUCAGCAAUUACAGUAGGUGGUGAAGCUUCUUAUGCUAAUAAUGCUCCUAAUUGUGUUGAUCUGUCACUCAAGCUUUCAUAUUAGAAGCAUACAGGAAAAUCUUGGUCUUACUGUUACAUUGAUUUUGGAGGUGUAAUUAAUGCUUUUU